CUCCCCUCUGCACAACAUAGGCCGUAGAAUUUAACUUGAAUUCCCAAUUGGAGUGGAAAACCACCAAAACAAAACCAACCUUCUUUUCUCUCUACCUUCCUCUAGUUUCUAAUUUUCGUCAAACAAAGCAAAAACGAAAAAUAGUCCUUCCUUUUCUUCUUACAUUAUUUUCCCUCCUUAUCAUCCAUCUGCAAUAUCUGUCCAAGAACUGGACUUCAACCAUAUUCUUUCAAAUUUAGUUUUUUCUCUUUGUACAAAGCUCAAUAACAAAUUGUGCUGGAAUGUGAUAUUGUCUAUUAUAUGCUGCUAGUGCCUUGUUAAUGCAAAUAUGACACAUGAAAGAGUCCUCUCUUAGGAUUGGAUAUAACAGGACGUGAAAGUUAUAUAGCAAUAGUGGAUUAACAACGAAAAAAUAUGGCCGAUAAAAGAAACAAAACAGGUGAUUAUAUAGUGUGUUAUGCACCAGCCAUGAUAACAACGAAUGGAAUAUGGCAAGGAGAUAGCCCUUUGGAAUUUUCUCUGCCACUUUUCAUCUUACAAUUAACCUUAGUUGUUGCAGCCACUCGCAUAUUUGUCUUUGUUCUCAAGCCCUUUCGCCAGCCGCGCGUCAUAGCAGAAAUUCUGGGAGGAGUAAUAUUAGGUCCUUCAGUGCUAGGAAAAAACGAAAUAUUUGCCAAUGCAGUUUUCCCUCUAAGAAGUGUGAUGGUGAUUGAAACAAUGGCGAAUGUUGGUCUUCUUUAUUUUCUUUUCUUGGUUGGUGUGGAGAUGGACAUAACGGUUUUGCGCAGCGUAGGCAGAAAGGCAGUGGCUGCAGCAAUUGCCGGCAUGGUUUUGCCUUUCAUCCUUGGCGGUGCUUUCAUCUUCUUUUUGAAAAGAGAAAGCCACUGUGACACGAACCGAGGAACUUAUGUUCUGUUCCUCGGUGUCGCUCUUUCUGUCACUGCAUUUCCUGUUCUAGCUAGGAUCCUCGCCGAGCUAAAACUCAUCAACACAGAUAUAGGAAAGCUUGCUCUUUCGGCUGCACUCAUCAGUGAUGUGUGUGCUUGGAUUCUCUUGGCUUUAGCCAUUGCAAUGGCUGAGAACCAAGCAACUUCUUUCGCUUCCCUUUGGGUUCUAUUGUCUGCCGCAGCGUUUGUCGCCAUUUGUAUUUACGCUGUUAGACCCGCAGCUUCAUGGAUAGUUCAGAAAACACCUGAGGGUGAAUCUUUCAGUGAGUUUUAUAUAUCUCUUAUAUUAGCCGGAGUCAUGGUCUCCGGUUUCAUCACUGAUGCUAUUGGAACUCAUUCUGUUUUCGGAGCUUUUGUGUUCGGUUUGGCAAUUCCGAAUGGACCGCUUGGUGUUUCUCUGGUAGAAAAGCUUGAGGAUUUUGUUUCAGGACUUUUGUUACCUCUCUUUUUUGCCAUUAGUGGGUUAAAAACCAAUAUAGGACUCAUUAAAGGGUCUUUUACUUGGGUUAUUCUUAUUCUUGUCAUUUUUCUUGCUUGCAUUGGCAAAAUUGUUGGAACUCUAGCUGUUGCAAUCUAUUAUCGAAUGCCGAUUCGUGAAGGUGCUACCCUUGGCUUACUCAUGAACACUAAAGGACUAGUUGAAAUGAUUGUGCUCAAUGUUGGAAAGGACCAAAAGGUUUUCGAUGAAGAAUCAUUUGCAGUUAUGGUGAUCAUAACAGUCAUAAUGACUGGAAUAAUUGUACCUGCUGUAUCAAUAAUUUAUAGACCAUCAAGGAGAAACAUAUAUUACAAAAGAAGAACAAUUCAGAAAUCAAAACCAGAUGCAGAAUUUAAAGUACUAGUAUGUGUUCAUAGUCCUCGAAACGUGCCAACAAUGAUCAGCCUCCUUGGAGCCUCGAAUCCAACAAAGAGGUCACCGAUAUGCGCCUAUGUGCUCCAUUUGGUCGAACUCUGCGGACGUACAUCAGCAAUGCUUAUUGUUCACAACACAAAUAAACCAGAACAUCAAGCCCUCAACCGAACCGAAGCUCAAUCCGACCAUAUAAUCAGUGCCUUUAAAAAUUACGAGAAACACUCUUCGUUUGUCACGGUACAGCCCUUGUCAGCAGUUUCCCCUUACUCCACAAUGCACGAAGAUAUCUGCAAUUUAGCAGAAGACAAGCGCGUAUCUCUAAUAAUCGUUCCAUUUCAUAAACAACAAACAGUCGAUGGUGCAAUGGAAGCAACAAACAUGGCAUUUCGAACCAUCAACCAAAAUGUACUAGCAAAUGCACCUUGCUCGGUCGGAAUUCUAGUCGAUAGAGGCUUAAGCGGUUCGAACCGGUUAGCCUCGGAUCAAGUAUCACAUCAUGUAGCAGUGAUGUUUUUUGGUGGACCGGACGACAGAGAAGCAUUAUGCUAUGGAUGGAGAAUGUUGGAACAUAGCGGUACAAGCCUAACAAUAAUGCGCUUCGUCCCGGGCGAAAGAGUAAGUGAACCGGUUCGACAACAACAUAGACUCAAUUCAGAUGAACCAAGUGUUUUAACAGUUGAAACAGAUAUAGAAAAACAACUUGAUGAUAAACUAAUACAUGAGUUUAGGACGAAAUAUGGAAAUGAUGAUUCGGUUGAUUAUUUUGAGAAGGUGGUUAACAAUGGAGAGGAAACAGUGGCAGCAAUAAGAGCAAUGGAUGACAUUCAUGAUCUUUUUAUAGUUGGAAGAGGUCGAGGAAUGAUAUCACCAUUGACAGCAGGACUCACUGAUUGGAGUGAGUGUCCUGAAAUGGGUGCAAUUGGUGACUUAUUAGCAGCUUCAGAUUUUGCAGCAAGUGCUUCAGUUUUGGUAGUUCAACAACAUGUUGGGAUAGGAUCAAAUGGUGAUGGAUUAGAAACACCAAAUGGUGGUGAAGAAUAUAAUAAUAGUAGUGACACAGAUCACAAUUCUACAUCAUCAAGGGGACACACUGUUUUUUAUACAGAACGAACUAGUCCUCAUACUUUAUAA
Molecule: messenger RNA, 2931 nt
Organism: Medicago truncatula (barrel medic)
Lineage: Eukaryota; Viridiplantae; Streptophyta; Magnoliopsida; Fabales; Fabaceae
Product: cation/H(+) antiporter 15
Exons: 3
Coding region: 415-2931 (838 amino acids)
Biological process (GO): proton transmembrane transport; regulation of pH
Cellular component (GO): membrane; endomembrane system
Molecular function (GO): antiporter activity
Source: RefSeq, a predicted model, not a curated record